Molecule: messenger RNA, 1581 nt
Organism: Dendrobium catenatum
Lineage: Eukaryota; Viridiplantae; Streptophyta; Magnoliopsida; Asparagales; Orchidaceae
Exons: 6
Coding region: 93-1313 (406 amino acids)
Biological process (GO): regulation of DNA-templated transcription
Cellular component (GO): nucleus
Source: RefSeq, a predicted model, not a curated record
CGUUGAAUGGAGCUCAACUUGUUUAAACCCCUACGGGCCCCAGGAUAGGAAGAGACCGCGAGAAAAGGGUCCCGGGUCUCCGGCUAGCAACGAUGGCGGCGGGAGCAGAGGGAAUAACCCUCCUUUCCUUGUAUGGGGAUGACGAGGAGGAUGAAGAAGCUUUCGACGCACCGUCGGCAGGUGGCGGCGCUGGCGAAGAAGCGAACGAGAUAUCGAGUGAUGAAAACAUCAGAAGCGGCCGCCUGCCGUUUCCAGUUCGCGAUAAUACCCCAUUACUUACCCCUACUUCUCUGACUUGUGCUAAGGGCGGCGUCAAUUCCAAAACACCAAUGAAUCCCUUGCCGCUGCCGAUUCUUUCGUUGCAGCAGCGGUUUUCUAGAUCCCAGCCAUCUUCUCUUGUUAGCUCGGUUUCUCUCUCACCUCCCUCGGCUCCUGUCCCUCCUUUUUCAACGCAGGAGCCUGUGGUUAGUCGGAGAGUGAGUCGAGGUGCACUAACUAUAGUGGAUUACGCCCAUGAUGAGGCCGCUAUGUCUCCUGAAAUCGAGGAGGAAGAGAUAGAUGAGGGUUGUUAUAUUGCUAUUGGGACGGAGCUUCAAGGUCCAGAUGGGCACUCUGGCAGAACAGUACCAGUAACUUCUCAGACACUUGCGCCAAACAGUCAAAAUGAAUGCCUUCAACCAGCAGUUGUGCCUGAGCUUUUCAAGAUUAAGUCUCGUUUGGCUAUGGAUUUCACUGAAAUUGAACGAGGAUUGGGUGAGGCUGAGAUUUCUGCUUCUAUUUCAUCAGAUUUGCAAAAAGAUGAUCCAUUGAAGAAGUUCCUUCCUCCAGCAAUAACCAUGAAUUGUUCGGAAGAGCUUCAGGAAAAGAUAAACAAAUUUCUUUCUUAUAAAAGGGCUGGGAAAAGCUUCAAUGCAGAUUUGCGUAAAAAGAAGGAUUAUCGAAAUCCAGAUUUUCUUCAGCACGCUGUCAGAUAUCAAGACAUCGAACAGAUUGGUAGUUGCUUUGGCACAGAAGUCUUUGACCCACAAGGAUAUGACAAAAGUGACUUCUAUGAUCAAAUAGAGGCUGAUAUGAAACGUGAGAUGGAGAGGAAGGCUCAAGAGAGGAAAAGAAGUCAAAAAAUUGAUUUUGUUUCUGGAGGCAUACAAUCUGGGGAAGCAGCUUCUGCAUUAAAGAUGAAUGAGAAGAUUUCAGUUGUGGGGGUUUCAAGCGGUGCCAAUAAUGAGCUGCAGCCAAUUUCAACAACUGUGGAUGCAGUAAGGGACAGCAGGUUCAAUAGGAAAUCAAAAUGGGACAACGUAUGCUCUAGCUAGCUCUUAAGAUUCAAUUUAAAGUUCCAAAAUAUUAAAACGGGUGAAAGAAAUUUUUACUAGAAGAAAAUAUCUAGUAUCUUUAGGCUGAAUGUAAUGUUGAACUUCCAUUGCCUUCUAGAGCACAUGAAAAUCUACUUUCAAGUCAGCAUGCAUGGAACCUAUUUAUCUGCUUUAGUGCUGGUGGUGGAUAUAUAGUUUUUUUGUAUUAGUUUCUUUUGACAUGCCACUUUGUGCAUUAAUGAGUCUAACUCUACUACAACCUUUUUUU